This is a messenger RNA of Anguilla anguilla (European eel), 1272 nucleotides long. RefSeq names its product homeobox protein Hox-B7-A-like. Gene Ontology annotation, cellular component: nucleus. The record is from RefSeq and is a predicted model, not a curated record. The transcript has 2 exons. Gene Ontology annotation, molecular function: DNA-binding transcription factor activity, RNA polymerase II-specific; RNA polymerase II cis-regulatory region sequence-specific DNA binding. NCBI's taxonomy places the organism in Eukaryota, Metazoa, Chordata, Actinopteri, Anguilliformes, Anguillidae. Gene Ontology annotation, biological process: regulation of transcription by RNA polymerase II; anterior/posterior pattern specification. The coding region runs from base 92 to 757 and encodes 221 amino acids.
UGUAAAUCUGGACUGUAAUUCUGUAAUAUAUCACGGUACAUCGUAAAACCGACACUAAAACGACCCGGCCUACAAAUCACGCGGCCAAAUUAUGAGUUCAUUGUAUUAUGCGAAUGCUUUGUUUUCCAAAUAUCAAGCUGCAAAUUCGGUUUUCCCAACCGGGGUAUUUCCCGAGCAAACUUCGUGCGCUUUUGCGUCCAGUUCUCAGCGAGCCAGCGGCUAUGGCUCGGGGUCCGGUGGCAGUGCCUUCUCCUCAAUGCCGGGACUGUAUAGCAGCGGAGGGAGCAUGCACCCCCAGAACCAGAGCAUGUACCCGGCCGGAUAUGGCCUCAAUGCCGGAUCUUUCAACAUGCACUGCUCCCCCUUUGAUCAGAACCUGUCCAUGGUGUGCACCGGAGACCCAACCAAGCAGUCCAGUUGUGGCAAAGCAGAGCAACGGGACUGCGUUCAGCAAGAUGAGGGCAACUUCCGGAUCUACCCGUGGAUGAGAAGUACAGGUGUUGACAGAAAGCGGGGCCGACAGACCUAUACGCGCUACCAAACUCUGGAGCUUGAGAAGGAAUUUCACUUCAAUCGCUACCUGACCAGACGGAGACGCAUUGAAAUUGCCCAUGCACUCUGCCUCUCCGAGCGCCAGAUAAAAAUUUGGUUCCAGAACAGGCGCAUGAAAUGGAAGAAGGAGAAUAAGACCACAGACCAGAGCUCUCCCAAUGAAGAUAAACCUGGUGGUGAUGAGGAGGAAGAGGACGAAGAGUAGCGAAGGUGUCUCCCUAUCGUAGGAAAACAGAAAAUUGAAUAGUAGACUGAUACUCGCUCACCGCAUUUUGUAUGGCACUGAGUAUAACAAUCAUACCUACCAUGGUAAUUGUUUUGUAAAGUUAGGAAUUGAUAAUGAAUCUACCUAAAAAAAGAUCUUUUAAAUUCAAUUUAAAUAAAUCUAAAAAAAAAAUUUCAUUUUUGAUUGCAAUUGCUUCUUCUGUGCUACUUCCUAAUUUGAAAUUAUCUUGUGUCCGGACCUUUCAGUUUUGCUGAAAUAGAAGUGCUUAUCCGAAAAAGGAAUUGUAUGUACAACUACAUGUCCUAAUGUAUAAAAAUGUGUUCUGUGCUUAGUAUCCAUCCCGUUAGUUUAUUUGUUGGCGUAUUUCUUUUGUUUUUUUCUUAUAAUAGUAAAUUUUCUGGUAUUUCUCUUUUUACGUAUUUUGUGUACAGUGGACCAUAUGGUGUUGAAAAUGUUUGUGUUGUGAAGAAAUAAAUAACUGUAAAACAAGCAUA